Molecule: messenger RNA, 518 nt
Organism: Paramecium pentaurelia
Lineage: Eukaryota; Ciliophora; Oligohymenophorea; Peniculida; Parameciidae
Source: the annotation of a GenBank genome assembly
AUGUUUGAAAUGUAUAAAAUUUUUGUUUAUUGUUAGUACACCAACAAUAAAAUAGAUUGCCGAAACUAUUUGCUACUUAACAAUAAAUAUUGUAUUAUUAUCAUUUUAUGCAUCUAAACCUUUAAUUGCUUAACCAAAUUAUGAUAAUUAUUAAGGUCUUUCAAUAGCUGGCAAUGUUUUUAUGAUGAUUGGAUAUUUAUUAAUAAUAGCACUACAUUUCAAAUACAUUUAUUAUGCAGCUUUAGGAAUUAUUGCAACAAUGAAUUUUGGAAUGUUUUUAUUAUUAAUUGGUAUGGGUAUUGGAGCAUAAGAUUUUGAUGUAUAACUAAUAUAAUUAUUUAUAGUAUUUGAAAUAUAAUAUUGCAAUUGCUAUUUGGUUCAUUCAAUUAGCAAUAGAUAUUUUAGGAAUGUAAAUGGUAUUAAAAAUCCAUAAAUUUAAUUAAGGAGAACAAGAUGUUAAAGAUCCAUAAUAAAAAAAUGCUGCAAAUAAUGCAUCUUAACCUUAAGUUUAAUUAUGA